AUGCAAACGAGCAUCACAUCACCUGCGCACGAACGCGUCGUGGUGAUGUGCAAUGUGCAGGUGAUGUGCAACGCGGCGGUGCAGUGGGUCGCCUGGAGGGCGGGGCCGCCGCCGGCGCGGGCGGUGCGCGUGGGCGAAGUGUACGUGGGCCGCGUGCGCCACCGCGCCUCUCACCUCCUGGGGCCGGUGCUGCCGCCGCGCUGCCGCUGCCACGUGCUGAUGUUCGGCCGCCCCGUCGCCUUCCACUGCUACGAGCUGCUCGUCGCCGAUGAGACC
Iphiclides podalirius (scarce swallowtail) is the source of this 276-nucleotide messenger RNA. Lineage: Eukaryota; Metazoa; Arthropoda; Insecta; Lepidoptera; Papilionidae. The record is from the annotation of a GenBank genome assembly.